GCGGGCAACGGCACGUCGAAGGGCGCGUCCCUAUUUUCCGUUUGAGUCAGUUUAACGUUUACCCCAGGAGAGUGUUACAAGGUUGCUUCUUGUUGGCUUUCCCCAGGUUCCACCCAACAUGCUCCUCUCUACGCUUGUUCUCUGGUGAUUAUAAUGCCACAUCUGCAGUGCGCCCGGCGGUCCGCUGGAUCUGCCUCGUGCUUCAACAGAACUUGGACUGACCAGACCCAGGGACACCCCUUAUUCCAGCCUCAGACCACCCUCCAGCCGCCUUUACAGUCUCAACCCCCGGAACCACCUUCUCAGCCACCCUCUGCCUCUGGGGCCAACCAACACCGUUUUUUGAGCUUAGCGCCUUGUUGCCGGCCAAUCAUGAGCUCUCAGUGUCGUCAGAAUUAUUCCCCCGAGGUGGAGGCCUCCGUCAACUGCCUGGUCAACAUGCAUCUGCGGGCCUCCAACACCUACCUCUCUCUGGGCUUCUAUUUCGACAGCAGCGAUGUGGCUCUGCAGGGCUUGGGCCACUUCUUCCGCGAGUUAGCCCUGAAGAAGCGCGAGGGUGCCCAGCGGCUCUUGAAGUUGCAAAACCAGCGGAGCGGCAGCGCGCUCUUCCAGGACGUGCAGAAGCCGUCGCACGACGAGUGGGGUAAAGCCCUGGACGCCAUGGAAACGGCUCUAGUCCUGGAGAAGAACCUGAACGAGGCAAUUUUGGAUCUGCAUGCCCUGGGUUCUGCCCGUGCCGACGCUUAUCUCUGUGACUUCCUGGAGAACCACUUCCUGGGCGAGGAGGUGAAACUCAUCAAGCAGAUGGGCAGCCACCUGACUAACCUCCGCAGGCUGGCCGGCCCUCAGGCCGCGCUGGGCGAGUAUCUCUUCGAAAGGCUCACCUUCAAGCUCGACUAGCAGCCUCUGGAGCCCAGCAACCUUGGAGGGGCCCCUCUGGCAUCCCCUUAGUGCCAGGGCUUCAGCCUGGGCUUGUCUGAGCAGCUUUUUAACCACGACGACGGAGCCCUCUCCCAAACUGUCGACCCGAUGGAAACAAUAAAGCUUUUUGCAAUGAAAAACA
This is a messenger RNA of Felis catus (domestic cat), 1063 nucleotides long. RefSeq names its product ferritin light chain-like. The transcript has a single exon. Gene Ontology annotation, molecular function: ferric iron binding; ferrous iron binding. Bases 154 to 900 code for a protein of 248 amino acids. The record is from RefSeq and is a predicted model, not a curated record. Gene Ontology annotation, cellular component: cytoplasm. NCBI's taxonomy places the organism in Eukaryota, Metazoa, Chordata, Mammalia, Carnivora, Felidae. Gene Ontology annotation, biological process: intracellular iron ion homeostasis; iron ion transport.